AUGGGUAAAAUAUUGCUCAUCAGGUACACCUACACCUUCAUUUUUUGCUUCUAUGUAUUACAAUAUCAUACUAGAUCAUCUAAUGCUUAUUCAAUUAUUCCUCAGGGUUUGAUGGAGGUGUUCAAAGAAGAGCUUCUGCAAGGUUGUGAUCAUAGAUUGUGUGUGAGGCAUCUAUAUGCCAAUUUAAAGAAAAAGUUUGGUGGUGGAGUCCUUCUUAGGAACUUGAUGAUGGCAGCAGCCAAAGCUACCUAUGAAGAAGCAUGGAGGGAGAAGAUGGACUUGAUUAAGCAGCAGAAUGCACUAGCCUAUGAAUGGUUGAUGGACAAAGCUAAAUCCUCAUGGUGUAGACAUGCAUUUAGCAUUUACCCAAGGUGUGAUGUUGUCAUGAAUAACCUCUCCGAGUCCUUCAAUGCAGCUAUUUUGAUGGCCAGAGACAAACCUAUACUGACUAUGAUGGAGUGGAUAAGAACCUAUGUCAUGGGGAGAUUUCCAAUUAUGAUGGAGAAGCUCAGCAAGCACAGCGGACAGAUUAUGCUAAGACCUUUAAAGAGAAUGAAAUUUGAAGCUGCAAAGUGUAAGAAUUGGAUCCCUAGGAUUGUGGGUGAAGCUACUUAUGAAGUUCGACAUUUUGUCCAUUUAGAGAGGCAUGUUGUUAACGUUAAUGCCAAGAAAUGUUGUUGUGGAUUUUGGGAGCUGAAUAGAUUUCCUUGCAGACAUGCAGUUUGUGCAAUUAAUUUCCACCGCCAUGAUCCUAAGGACUAUGUUGAAGACUGCUAUAAGAGGGCAGCUUUCCGGGCAACAUAUGAAAACUAUAUCACACCACUGCCUGGUCCUAACUAG
This is a messenger RNA of Lotus japonicus, 840 nucleotides long. RefSeq lists its product as uncharacterized. Lineage: Eukaryota; Viridiplantae; Streptophyta; Magnoliopsida; Fabales; Fabaceae. Gene Ontology annotation, molecular function: zinc ion binding. The record is from RefSeq and is a predicted model, not a curated record. The transcript has a single exon. The coding region runs from base 1 to 840 and encodes 279 amino acids.